Molecule: messenger RNA, 4137 nt
Organism: Plasmodium vinckei vinckei
Lineage: Eukaryota; Apicomplexa; Aconoidasida; Haemosporida; Plasmodiidae
Product: ATP-dependent 6-phosphofructokinase, putative
Exons: 5
Coding region: 1-4137 (1378 amino acids)
Biological process (GO): response to glucose; glycolytic process
Cellular component (GO): cytosol; 6-phosphofructokinase complex
Molecular function (GO): 6-phosphofructokinase activity
Source: RefSeq, a predicted model, not a curated record
AUGGACAUAGAAAAUGCGCAGAUACAUUUAAGUGAACUACAAGAAGAAAGACGAAAACAUAAAAUAGCAUUACCAAGUAUUCUAAAAAAUAAAAUAAUAAUAAAAGAAAAUGAUAUAAUUUUAAAUAAUAAUGAAAAGGAACUAGAAAAAUAUUUUCCUAAUAUAAUUAAAAACCCUUUAAUAACAUUGAAAAUUGAUAAUACAAGUUUGGAAAAUCAUAAUGAACUAAGUUGGUAUCAAACAAUGUCAACAAAUAUAUCGGAUCCUAUUUCUAAAGGCAAUAGUACAUCAAACUCAUUUAUUAAAGAAAUGAUAAAUAUAUAUAAUGAUGAUGAUAUAAUAAAACUAGGAAUUUUAUUUGUUGGUUUACAAGCCCCAGGGGGGCAUAAUAUUAUAUGUGGUACUUUAGAUUGUUUAAAAAAAAAAAAUAAAAAAAAUAUAUUAUAUGGUUUUAUAAAUGGAUUUGAAGGAAUUAAUGAAUAUAAUUUUAUGGAAUUAAAAAAUGAAUAUAUAAGUAUGUUUAGAAAUAGUGGUGGUUUUGAUAUGAUAAAUAAAGGUGUCAAUAAUAUGGAAGAAAAUCAUGUAAAUAUAAAAAAAUGUUUUAAAAUAUGUAGACAUUUAGAUUUAAACGGUUUAAUAAUAGUUGGGGGUAUAAAUACUAGUAAAGAAAUAGCUAUAUUAUCUGAAUAUUUUGAGUUUAUCCAUAAUUCAGCAAAACAAAAUAAUACCAAUUUAGACACCUUUACAAAGAAUGAAGUAGAUAUAUCAUCUGUAACAGACCCAUAUAAUAUUACAAAUGACAAUACAAAUAAUAAAUUAUCUUCAUCUAUAUUUAUAGAAAAUCAAAAGAAUGAAUAUACAGAUUAUCAAGAUAGUACAUAUAGUAUUGUAAGUGAUAUAAGUGAUGAAGAGGUUAAAAAAAAAUAUCCUAAAAAAAUUAGACGGAUUAAAAAAAAAACACAAAUAAUUAGUGUACCAACAAAUAUACAUAAUGAAAUAGAAAGUGAACUAGUUGAAUGUUCCUUAGGUUUUGAUACAACAAUUUUUACUACUUGUCAAUAUAUAAGUUAUUUAAUGUCAUAUAUACAAACAUAUAAAAAAGGAUAUCAUUUUGUUAAAGUUGUUGGUAAUAAAUCAAGUCAUAUAGCUUUAGAAUGUUUUCUUCAAACAAAAGCUAAUAUUGUUUUAAUAUCAGAAGAAAUUAAAAAAAAAAAAAUGACAUUAAAUGAUUUGGUAAAUUUUAUUGCUGAUUCUAUCAAAAUAAGAUAUAACAAUGGAGAAAAAAAAUAUGGUAUUAUAAUAAUUCCUGAAGGUAUUUUGAAAAAUGUUCAAGACAUUAAAAAUUUAGUAAAUUUGUCUUUACAUUUUAAAACAGAUUUCAUUAAAAAUGAAAAUAACAAAGAUUACGAUCCUAAUUUGGAAUAUAUAUAUUCUCCUUCUUCUAAAAUUAUGAAAGAAUUUAAAACUUAUAUUCAUACUAAUAUGGAUAAAGAAAAUUUAAAUCUUUUUCAAUCUUUUCCUUUAUUUUUUCAAAACCAAUUUUUGAUAGAAAUCCUUUCAGACAAUUUUCAAUACACCAACCUGGGGGUUGAAGAGCUAUUGGCCUUUUUAGUUAAAAACAAAAUUGAUAACAACAUUGAUGAGGUAGAAUUUGUAACACAUUGUUAUGGAAAUGAAGUUACAAGUGCAUUACCAACAAAUUUUGACUGUGCUUAUAGUUAUAUACUAGGAUUUGGAUGUGUUGAAAUGAUAAUAAAUAAAUAUAACGGAUAUAUGUGUGUUGUGACAAACUUGAAGCAUAUACUUUCUAAUGUAAACAAGAUUAAAAUUGUAGGAAUACCAGUUUACAAAUUUGUUAAAACUGUAAUGGAUGGAAAAAAAGAAAAGAUAGUUUGUUGUGAAAAUGAUAAAACUUUUAUGGAAAAACAUGUUGGAAUAAAAACAAAAACAAAGAAAGUAAACCUUAAUGAUGAGUAUUUUUUAAAGUAUAAAAAUUUGAGACAAAGAUAUUUGGAAAAUGAUAACUAUAGAAUAUUAAGUGGGAUACAAUAUAAUUAUUACGCAAAAGAUGAACAUGAAAAGUUAUUUUCAUAUUACAAGUCAGGAAAUAAAAUAUCCACUAAUGAUAAUAUGCUAAUCUAUAAAUCUAAAAUGGAAAAUGAAAUAUGUAAUAAAAUAAAUUUUACAAUAACAGGUAUACAUAAUGAUACAGAAAAUUAUGAUAAUAAGGACGAAAUAAAUAUUCAUAAUUUUAAUAAAAACAAUGAACAAACUUUUAAUUGUAAUUAUUAUAAACAUUUGAAUAGUUUAUCUAAAAUUGAAAAUAUAUUAACAAAAGGUAUCAUAAAAUUUAAUACAAAUUUAAUAAGACAUAAUACAAGUAUCGAAAUUAUAGAAAACAAUUUUGGAAAUAAAAUAAAUUGUGAUACUUUUAAUUAUAUUAACAAAAUAGCUGAUUUUUAUAUUAUAGCUGAAAAUCCAAUAAACACAAAAAUUAUAUCAAAAGGGAUGUCGAAAAAUAUGAUAAACAAAUAUCAUAACAAUUAUAAUUACACAAAUCGAAAUGAUAAUAUUUAUCAACCUUUUUGUAAAAGUGUUGGAGUUGUUAUGUUAUCUCAUGUAGUUCCAGGGGUGAAUAAUAUUUUAGCUGGAUUGCAUCAACGAUUAUCUAUUAAUAAUUUAAAAUUAAUUGGAUUUAUUAAAGGAAUAAAAGGAUUACUAAAUAAUGAAAUAUGUAUAAUAAAUGAUAAUAAUAUAAAGAGUUCUAUAAAUUUAGGUGGGUUCCCAUUAUUAGGAAGUCAACUAUCUUACAAUACAACUGACAGUGAAGUUGUAAAUAUUUAUAAUCUGUUUAAUUCAGAUAAUAUAAAUAAAAUUAUAAAGACAUGUGAAAAUAAUAAAAUAAUUAAUUUAGUUUUUAUUGGUGAUGAAAAAGUUAUAUCAACUAUGAAUAUACUUAAUGAAAUAUUUAUAAAAAAAAAUAUUAAUAUAAAAAUAAUAACUGUUCCUAUAUCUAUUUAUAAUAGUUAUGAUAAAAAUUUAAUUGAAUGUAGUAUAGGAUAUCAUACAACAGUUCAUAUUAUUAGUAACAUAGUUAGUAACAUACAACGUUGUUCUAUUAAUUUAAAUAAAUAUUAUUAUAUUAUUAAAAUACCAGCUAAUAUAUCCUCUUCUUUAUUAUUAUCUAUCCAAUUAGAAACUCACUGUAAUAUAUGUUGUAUUGGUGAACCAGUAGUAGCAGGACACCUUAUAAAUUUAUUUACCAUAAUCGAAUAUAUGUCUUUAGUUAUUAUUGAGAGAAUAAAUAGGAAGAAAAAUUAUGGAGUUAUUUUGCUAACUUCAAAUUUAUUAUUUUGUAUUAAAGAAUUUGAUGAUUUAUGUAAAGAUGUUGAUAAUAAUGUGAAAACAGAAAUGGAAAUCGCACAGAUUGUAAACCAGGACUUUGUUUCUGAUCAGCUCGAAAAUUUACUAACCAAAGAAAGUAUAGAAGUACUGAAGAUCUGUACCAAAUCAGUUAAAGAAAAAUUGUUAAUAAAAGAGAAACGAUUAAAUGAAGAUAUAGAUUCGGAUUUUGAAAUAUUACUAAUAAAUGAAAUUAAAAAAUAUAUAAAAAAUUUAAUGGAUAAAAAUAAAAAUAAUAAUUUAUUAUAUUCAUAUAAAAAUCAUAUGAAUAAUUUAACAAAUACAAUAACAGAAAAAAAUAUUAAAAUAUAUAGUGAUAUUAAUUAUUUAUUUUAUUUUAAUACAAUUGUUAAAAAUGUUGAUAAAGAAAUUAAUUGUUCUAUACCUACACAUUUUGAUAAUUCAUUGGCUUUUUCACAUGGCUUGUUAGCUGGAAUAGCUGUAGAAAAUAACUUGGUUAAUUAUGUAACAUCCGUUAGACAGUUAAGUUUGAGCAAACAAAAUUGGAGUAGCUCAUUGUACCCCGGCUUUUACUUUAUAAACAAUCAGAAUGACUUGGAGAAGUUCAAAAAGUAUCACUAUGUUUCCCCUGUCCCCAUAUCAAUGAAGUCAUGCCAAAUGGUGACAAUCAAGUAUAAUGCAAAUAUGUGGGCAUACAACGAUAGCUACAUAUAUGUAGGUCCAGUUCAGUAUGAUACAAACUUGGAUACUCCUGGAUACACAUACAUGUUUUGA